UCCGUGUCAGAGUUCAGGUUCGACUUCGUCUUCGGGGGGGAAAUCAAUAUGGCGGCUCACAUGUCCCGCUGUAGAACCUGGAAUCGUGUUCAAAGGUUCGGCGUAGCGGCGUACAGGAAGUACAGCAGCGGUGGCGGCUACCCCAACAUUUCGCUGUCUUCGCCGCUGCCAGCGAUCCCCAAACCCGUCUUUGCGUCCGUGGAUGGGCAAGAAAAGUAUGAAACCAGGAUCACCACCUUAGAAAAUGGCCUCAAGGUGGCCUCGCAAAACAAGUUUGGGCAAUUCUGCACCGUUGGAAUAUUGGUCAACUCCGGGUCUAGACAUGAAGCAAAAUACCCCAGCGGAAUUGCACACUUCCUGGAAAAACUUGCUUUUUCUUCCACAGCUCAGUACGGGAGUAAAGAUGAGAUUCUGCUCACGCUAGAGAAGCACGGAGGGAUUUGCGAUUGCCAAACGUCCAGGGACACCACCAUGUACGCGGUGUCAGCCGAGGUCAAGGGCCUGGACACAGUGGUCGGCCUCUUGGCCGAUGCCGUCCUGCAGCCUCGCCUAUUGGAUGAGGAGAUGGAAAUGACCAGGAUGGCAGUUCGUUUCGAGCUGGAAGACCUGAACAUGCGGCCGGACCCCGAGCCUCUGCUCACCGAGAUGAUUCACGCCGCGGCGUAUCGAGGCAACACUGUGGGCCUCCCGCGCUUCUGCCCACCGCACAAUGUGGACAAGAUAGACAAGGAGGUGCUGCGUGGCUACCUGUCAGCCUACUACCGUCCCGAACGCAUGGUGCUGGCCGGCGUGGGCGUGGAGCACGAACGGCUGGUGGACUGCGCCAGGCGUUACCUGCUAGGCACGCGGCCCGUCUGGGGUGAUGCUGCCCCACCCCCAGUUGACCGAUCGGUGGCGCAAUACACCGGUGGUAUCGUCAAGAUGGAGAAGGACAUGUCUGACGUGAGCCUCGGGCCCACGCCCAUACCUGAACUGACGCACAUCAUGAUAGGGCUGGAGACCUGUUCUUUCCUGGAGGACGACUUCAUCCCUCUGGCGGUGCUCAACAUGAUGAUGGGCGGCGGCGGCUCCUUCUCGGCGGGAGGUCCCGGCAAAGGAAUGUUUACGCGCCUCUACCUCAACGUCCUCAACAGGCAUCACUGGAUGUACAAUGCCACAUCGUACCACCACAGCUACGAGGACAGCGGCCUGCUGUGCAUCCACGCCAGCGCCGACCCCCGACAGGUUCGCGAGAUGGUGGAGAUCAUCACGCGGGAGUUCAUUCAGAUGACUGGAUCAGCGGGAGAGAUGGAGUUGGAGCGCGCCAAGACGCAGCUCAAGUCCAUGCUGAUGAUGAACCUAGAGGCCCGGCCCGUCAUCUUUGAGGAUGUCGGCCGCCAGGUGCUCUCCACGGGAAAGAGGAAGCUGCCGCAUGAACUCUGCGCGCUCAUAAGCUCAGUGAAGGCGAGCGAUAUCAAGCGAGUGACUGCCAAGAUGCUGCGCGGCAAGCCGGCCGUGGCCGCCCUGGGCGACUUGACAGAGCUGCCUUCCUACGAGCACAUCCAGGCAGCGCUGUCCAGCAAAGAUGGACGCCUGCCACGCACCUAUCGCCUAUUCCGAUAAAAAUAUUGGAAAAACGGAAAAAACAGACUGAACUUCCCCAGAUGGAGAGUUGAAAGGAAGUCACCCAUAAAACUCGCAAAUAUUUAUUCUUUCUCUGUGAGCUUCACGGUUUUUCUUAAAGGAACAUUUGAUUUUUUUGUUUGUUUGUUUGUUUGUCCGUAUACAACCAAAAGCUGCGUUCACACCAAAGUUGAAUUAUCAUGCGCUACAACGCCUAGCAGUUUUGUGUUGACAGAGACCUUACGUCGGCGAAAGCAAACAACUUCUGCAUCACGUAACGUCAAAAAUAUAAUAUUUUACUUUAAGAAUGCUCUUACAGCUGAUCAAAGACACUGUACAGCAAUGUUGUUUUUGGCAGCCCUUAUAAUUUUCGUCUGUCUUUUGGACGCAAAUACUUAUUGGUCUUAGAGUUUAGUCAUUUCAAAAUGUUCGUCUUCAUCAAAUUUUAGUUGAAAAUUACUCAAAAUGUUUUCAUCUGUAAACUUGAAAAGUUUUAGUCCAUGAAUUAAUAAAUAAAAGGUUUCCAACAGUUUUGAAUGAACUUUGACAGACGAGCACAUAAUUGUAGCAUUAGCAAGGACAUCAUCUUUGUGAUGAUAAAACGUACUCCGCAGGAAAGGGAUGCAUUAUUUUCAAUUAAACUCAUCAGGACGCGAACGCUAUGGUAGCGCUACAAGUUACAUUUAGUGUGUGAUGAUCACUAAGCACAGCCCUUUAAAGGCUAAAGCAGCAUGGCUUAUCCAAACAAAACUUACCAAGCAGCACCUGACAUGUGUUUCACAGAAGAAAAGGCUGGAGCCUGUAGAGGACACCAGUGAGUAAGCAUGUGUGUAUGUGUGGGCUGGUGUGGGGUGCAGCUCGUCACAUGAGUUACACAACCAAACACUGCUACGAUGCGUGCUAACUACACAUGCGAUAAGAAAAUGUCACUCAUUGUGAACUUAUGACUGAAACGAUGGCGAAUUUUCAUCUUGUCUCGUGAGACGAAAACUGGCAUUCGUCUCGUUAUGUAUUUAGCUCGUCGUCAUGAAAAAUUUGUUCUUCGAUGAAAUAUUUUUGUUAUCGUCAUAAUUGACGAAAACAACACUGCUGUCCAGUUAAAACAAAGAAACCAGCAAAACUUAAGCAGAAUAAAACAAAAGAUAAAAACAGCCUUAUUUUAAAACGUGGGUUUUUAGCAGUUUUUUGGAAUGUAGGAAGGUAUGAACAGGUGUGGAUGAGUUUAGAGACAGUUCAAAAUAGUUUGUUGUAUAACCACAAAUUUUGUAAUGUUGCAUCGUUUUUGUAAUAUUACUAGUUUUUUUUUUCUCCUAUUACCAUGUAUGACUUCUAGUAGUAUUGCGACUUUUUUGUAGUAUUGAUGUAUGACCGUUUUUGUAAUAUUUUCACUUAAAUUUUGUCAUAUUACAAGUUUUUCCUCAUAUUACGACUUUAAUCAAAAAUACAAUGUGAUUUUCACGUAAUGUUUAGACUUUAAUCUCGUAAUAUUAGUCAAUGGAAUCUGUCUUUUCCCCUUGUAAUAUUACGUAAAGAUAUCUAAUACAAUCACUAAUCUGGUAGUAUUUUGUAUCUUAUUUUUUUUUCUUGUAAUAUAGUGAUCGCUUGUUACUUCACGCCCUCAGUCCAUCGCUGAUUUAAAAAAAAAAAAAAAAAAAAAAUGCAGUAUUUUAUAAAGCUGUCCUGAUCCAAUCACAUAGUCUCUCACUCCUGCCGCUUUUCUCGGUCAGGCAGUCCACUGGAGUUGCUUAUUAAAGUUAACGAUGAUUGUCAGACGAUUAAGACGUGAUCUUGCUUGAGACGCUUCAAAGCGCUGCAUGCGUCAAUCAUCGUUUAACUUGUUAAACAGUUGCUGUGGCAACUCAUCGUAAGUGAGCAGCUUAAGAGGAUUCACUCGAUUAAGCAUUUAAUAAAACACAAACAUUCUUCUACUUUAUUCUUGUUUAAAAAAUAAUUCGGUGGGACAAUACUAUGUUUAAAACAAUUAAAUUUAAAGUGCUUAAAAAACAUUAAAAUAUACGUAGAGUAUACACAUACGUUUUUUUCUUACACUUUUGGGGGGGAAAAGGGAAAAAAAUAUCUCUUUCCAAUGCUAAACCUGAAUAAAAAUAUUGAACACAAAAAUUU
Corythoichthys intestinalis (scribbled pipefish) is the source of this 3726-nucleotide messenger RNA. RefSeq names its product peptidase, mitochondrial processing subunit alpha (gene pmpca). Gene Ontology annotation, molecular function: metalloendopeptidase activity; metal ion binding. Gene Ontology annotation, cellular component: mitochondrion. The record is from RefSeq and is a predicted model, not a curated record. The coding region runs from base 49 to 1602 and encodes 517 amino acids. The transcript has 12 exons. Lineage: Eukaryota; Metazoa; Chordata; Actinopteri; Syngnathiformes; Syngnathidae.